Daldinia vernicosa is the source of this 1651-nucleotide messenger RNA. RefSeq names its product cytochrome P450. The transcript has a single exon. The record is from RefSeq and is a predicted model, not a curated record. Gene Ontology annotation, molecular function: iron ion binding; heme binding; monooxygenase activity. NCBI's taxonomy places the organism in Eukaryota, Fungi, Ascomycota, Sordariomycetes, Xylariales, Hypoxylaceae. The coding region runs from base 185 to 1558 and encodes 457 amino acids.
AUAAGUCGUCGGAAGAUGAAAGAAGAUACGGUACCGUACAGGACGCCUGUGAUGUAAAAGGCGUAUAUACAGUUGCGGUGUGACCUAAAUAUUCGUGCGCCAUCGGUUCUCGUAUUAUUAAUAGGUUGUAUUAGAUGGCUCGUUCCCUCGCUCUGUUUUUCCCUCUAGCUAAGCAAUAGACAUCAUGUCGGUUCCUAUCCCACAGCCUCCGGGUGUGCCCCUCCUAGGCAACAUCUUCGAUAUCAACCCAAGUAACACGUGGGAUUCGCUAAGGGUGCUAGCAGAGAAGUACGGAGAAAUAUUCCAGAUCAAGGUCUUAGGUCAUACUAUCGUCUUCGUAGCCGGCGCGGCCAUUGCGGAGGAGUUGUGCGAUGAGAAACGGUUCCGGAAGUACGUCGGCGGUCCCAUAGUUGAGAUACGGUACGCCGUACACGAUUCUCUGUUCACAGCCUUCGAAAAUGAGGCGAGUUGGGGUAUCGCGCACCGCAUCAUCGCUCCGAAGCUCAGCCCGCAAUCACUCGCAGAACAUUUCAUUGAGAUGCGAGACACUACCACUGAGCUUAUCACAAAGUGGAAAGGGCUCGGAACCGACAACAAGGUGUCCGCUAUCGACGAAUUGAACAGAUUGAACCUCGAAGCGACGACGUUGACUCUCUUUGGGAAGAAGUUGAACUGUCUCUCCGGGCCUGAGCAUCCAAUGAUAAAAGGGAUGGAGGACUCAACGUCAGAAGCGAUGAAGCGACCUAACCGUCCCAAGUUGAUGAACUGGCUACUCUACGGCAGCAAGUUCACUAAGGGCACGAAUACGAUGCGAACAUACGCGCAGGAACUGGUGAACUACCGAAAGGCAAAUCCGACAAAUCGACAGGACCUCUUAGCGAUACUAAUGAGCGCCAAGGAUCCGGAGACCGGCAUAUCCCUAACAGACUCGCAAAUCAUCGACGAGAUAGUCUCCAUGCCAAUCGGCAGCAGUACAGCGCCAGGACUGAUUAGCGCUGCAAUAUACUUCCUCCUGAAGAACCCGCAAGUUGUGACCGAUGCACGCCAGGAACUAGAUUCCGUCAUCGGUGACGGCGAGUUUCAAUUCGAGCACUUGGCACAGCUCAAAUAUAUCGAGGGAAUCAUGCGUGAAUCCCUUCGACUCUCAUUCGCAGCGCCGGGAUUCAAUAUUGAACCUAUACCCAGUGAUAGCAAGGCCCCCGUGCAGCUAGCCGGCGGCAAGUACCAAGUCGCACACGAUCAGCCCAUGAUUAUCGUCUUGGCAGGAGUCAACAGGGACCCGACUGUAUUUGAUAAACCUCUUGCCUUCAAGCCUGAGCGGAUGACAGGUAAAGCAUUUGAUGACCUCCCCUCUGGAGUUAAGAAGUGGUUUGGAAACGGGAAGAGAGAGUGCAUAGGGAAGCAUUGGGCUUGGCAAUUUAGUAUGGUUGUGCUGGCGAAGCUCAUCAAGGAGAUUGAUUUUGAGAGCGUUGAUCCGAGUUACGUGUUAGAACAAGAUGGUUGGUUUAACCUGAGACCUGUGGGCUUCCAGGUCGGAGUCAAGCCGAGGGUUAACUGAAGUUAUAGAGUGUUUAUUGAAAAGUACUGCAUGUAACUUCUGUCAUAAUUUAGGAUAAAGGGUAGCAAAGUGACUCGAUGUAUGUAAUGUGUG